UUUGGCUGGCUUUCUUUCUCUUUCUUCCUUCUCUUGGUGGGUUCAAAAUUAUACGCAUCAAGUUUCAACCUUAUGAACAUGGAUGUGUGCCAAAAUGUAUCAGUUUCCAGUGAGUGCCAGCAAGAGCAAGUCCUUGCCCCUUCUUGCUCAAGCAGCCUUGAUGACCUCUUCUCAGCUCAGAAUACGGAAGUGGAUGUUGGGUUGGAAUGGCUUUCAGUUUUUGUUGAAGACUGUUUUUCCAGCCCUCCAAGUUGUGUCUUGGUACCUGCUAGUGUUCAGACAACAAGCACAAGCUCAAAACCUUUAGGCACAUUGAAGAGACCUCAACAAAACGAGUCUUCGUUGCAAAAUUUUGUGGUGCCCGGUAAGGCCAGAAGCAAAAGGAAAAGGCUUUCAGCCCCAAGAACCAAAGACCCUUUAAGCCUCUGGUCACACCAUUUGAACCCACAAAAUGAAGCCUUGAGUUCUGACCCUCCGCUUCUCAAACAGGCUUAUUGGUUGGCUGAUAGUGAACUUAUUGUGCCUAAAGAAAAGGAUGAGCAAGAGGUGACAACAAAAGAAGAUGAAGUGGUGGAAAAAGGGACUAGGAGCAAGGAAAGUUUUGAUGACUCUGAGUUUGAGAUUAGCAAUGGUCAAAAUCCAAUGCCAAGAAGGUGCACCCAUUGCUUGGCUCAAAGGACCCCGCAAUGGAGGGCAGGACCAUUGGGUCCAAAGACACUCUGCAAUGCAUGUGGAGUGAGGUACAAGUCUGGUAGGUUGCUACCAGAGUAUAGACCUGCCAAGAGUCCUACUUUUGUGAGCUAUUUGCAUUCCAAUUCCCACAAGAAAGUCAUGGAGAUGAGGAUGGCUGUUAUGUCUUCCAUUUCUAGUGAGCAGUAGUGGUUACCAUAUAUUUUCAUGUAAAUUAAACUUCAAAUUUUAGGAACAAACUAUUUGCAAACAGAGAUACUAUUAAGGGGAAUUAUUAAUUAUUAGUGCUAUGAUUGAUUAUAGGCACAUUUAUAUCACUUGAUCUUCCAGCUUCAUUUUGUCCUUCUUCCCCUUCUUUGGAGCUAUAUGCAUUGCACUUUCAUAAAUA
Abrus precatorius (Indian licorice) is the source of this 1078-nucleotide messenger RNA. RefSeq names its product GATA transcription factor 5-like. NCBI's taxonomy places the organism in Eukaryota, Viridiplantae, Streptophyta, Magnoliopsida, Fabales, Fabaceae. The record is from RefSeq and is a predicted model, not a curated record. The transcript has 2 exons. Gene Ontology annotation, biological process: regulation of DNA-templated transcription. Bases 73 to 879 code for a protein of 268 amino acids. Gene Ontology annotation, molecular function: zinc ion binding; sequence-specific DNA binding.